Drosophila serrata is the source of this 850-nucleotide messenger RNA. RefSeq lists its product as uncharacterized. The record is from RefSeq and is a predicted model, not a curated record. Lineage: Eukaryota; Metazoa; Arthropoda; Insecta; Diptera; Drosophilidae.
CAUUCGCAAUGAGAACUUGUGUGAUUUUCUUGACCCUUCUCUGCUGCAGCACCUUGGGCUCCGCCAAGUUGUUCGACGAUCAGCUUCGCGAACUGACAGAGUUCCUUCGUCUGCAGAUGCGAUGUGGUUAUCCUGCCAGGGGAGUUCCCAUUUUGGCACCAGCUCAGAUUGCCUACAAGGACAUCGCUGUCAGAACAGAAAACUUUGGUUGCCAAGGAAACUUCACUGAACUAAUUCUCGAGGGUCUGGAUGGCUACGAGUUCUCCAAGCUGGAAUGGAAUAAUGUUCUUCACACCAUCAAGUUUAACAUUAACUUUCCCAAAGUAUCCGUGAAGAGCUCAAACUACAAACUGGAUAUCUUGGCUCGUCUUUUCGGUUCCGAUUUCUCCCUGUGGGGUGAUGGUGCCCUUGCUCUUGAAUUGAUCAACUUCCGAGCCUACGGUAGCUUCAUUAUCCGUCCAAUAUCGGCGACCAGUGGAGUGUAUGUAAAGAGCUGGAAGGUCAAAUGGGAGUUGGAAGAGGCCAAGUCCCAGACCACGGGCAUUAUGAACAGCCGCCUGUACACAAAGUUCAUUAACGAUCUCAUCAAGGACUACUUGGAGAUCAUGAUCAACGAUAACCCCACAGAGGUUUCCAACUUUAUGGAGGAACUCAUUGUGCCACCAAUGAAUAUGGUGCUGGAGAAUGUGGCCUGGUACGAGAUUACGGCUAUCAUUCUUGGCCUGGUCGAGGGCAUUCUGCCGGUGGAGCCAAUUUGCUAAAGUGUGGGAAGCCGUUUGGCAGGUGUUUCAAGUGUUCAAGUGUGAAUAAAUGGCUUAAACAAUAUAAACUUGAUAACAAUUAGUUGGAA